AUGAAAGUUACUAUCGAUUUUACAACAUUUCCAAAUAUACAAACAACCAACACGACAGUUCAAGAUGCCUAUGAAUCUAUCAAGACAAUGUGUAAUGGUCAGAAAUCACAAAAGUCUAGAAACGUUGGUGAAGCAUUCUCAAUGUUGGUUCGUGUAUUGAUCAGUGCCAAUCAAUCUACAUUGGCUCAACAAGUUGUUGAUUAUCUAAAAUCAUUAACUGAUAAUAAUAAAAAGGAAAAGUCAUAUCUAUUAAUUUAUGUUUCAGCAUUGGUUGGAAGUGGAUCAAGUAUUGAAAAUGCUAUUCCUAUUUUAGAGGAUAGAAUCAUUUCUGGAGAGAUUGAACCAUUCCCAUCGAUUGUUAAACUUCUCAACAGAGCUUAUUCAAUGAAGCAAAGAUCACUUCACAUUCUUCGUAAAUCUAGUGCUGCUGCUGCUGCUUCAUCAUCAUCGACAACAGACCCAAAUAGCUUUACAGUAAAGGGUAGUCUUCACGAGUUUGAUAAAAGUUUAAUCACUUCAACCAUUGACAAUCAAAAAGAGAUUAAACAAAUCUCUGUAUCUAAAAAGAAAUUCUUAAUUUUAUAUACUGAUGGAUCAAUGAUAUCAUCAAAUCAAGAGAUAAAGAAAACCAAUAUUUCAUCGAUUAGUUGUGGACAAGAAAUUUCAAUGGCAUUGACAAACAAUGGAACUGUUAUUUCAUGGGGUUUAGUUGCCAGACAAUUGGCUGGAUCUUUUGUUCAAAUUAGUUCUGGUCAUUCUCAUUGUACAGCUGUAGACUCUAAGGGUCGUUUGUUUACAUGGGGUGUUGGUGCAGGUGGUAGAUUGGGACAUGGAUUGGAUGACAAGAUGACUCACGACCCAAAGCUAGUCGACUUUUUCAAGGAUAAAAUUGUUACCAAGACUGCUGCCGGUAGAUUCCACACUGCAGUGUUGACACAACAAGGAGAAGUGUAUACGAUGGGUCAAAACUAUCGUUACCAACUCGGUUAUGAUGACAUUCAAAUUCCAAUGCACAAUGAUCAAUUACGUGCAGCCAUUGACACUUAUAUCCCAGAGUCUAGCCUAAAGACUGACUUUAAGAACCUACUCAACAAUGAAUUAAACUCUGAUCUCACCAUUGUAUUUGAUCAAUCCUCCAAGGUCCACGUUCAUCUCAUCAUGUUGGCUCGUUUCAAUCCUGCACUCGUUCCACUUUUCACAAAGUUUAAGCAGAUCCAAACGAUUGAUAGUGACACCUUUUUUGAGGAUAUUUUCAAAGCAACUCAUGUCGGAGAUGACAAGUCUACCAUUGGUACCAAGGUACCUUUAAACCAAAACAAUUUACUCAAUUUCCUUGGUAUUGCCUAUGGAAUGGAAGCACUACCAACCAACUUGCUUCCAUUUGCCGAUAUUUUCAGAGGUGAAGUAUUGGAUCACGUCAACAAUAAUCAUAGCAAGAGAAAUCUUCAAGUUGCUCUCUCUUUUCCACAGACAGACUUUACGACUGUGGAUCCAUUCUCUGAUGUUCAUCUCUUUAUUGUCAAUGCUACCACUGGUGUACGUACAACCUACUAUUGCCACAAGAUUGUACUUCAAUCUAGAUCGAUGGGAUUCAACAGUUUGUUGAGUGGUGAAAACAACAAACCAGCAGGUACUGCCAUCCUCCAAAUCGAGAUCAAGCCAAUCUAUGAGAGUGUAUUGGUCAACUUUUUGAAAUACCUCUACUAUGACUCUUUCAAAUUGGAUACCAAAUCUACCAGUGGUAACGAUAUCCUACGUAUGAUCUCACUUUGCACAGAGUAUCGUGUCGAAAGACUCAAAGCUGGUUGUGAAAAGUUGGUUAUUCACUCGGUCGACAAUAACAAUGUCUCGCCACUACUCCAAUUUGCCGUAAAGAAUGAAGCCAACAAUCUCAUCUCUUACUGUGUCGACUAUAUUAACCUCAACAAAUCAACCUUUACCAAUGAAGUUGUACAACAAAAGUUCCCAGCCAACAUCCAAUCUCACAUCAACGCCAAGCGUUUCUAUAAUGUUCUCCAAGGUGGUCAAUACACUCCUCGUCAAGUUGAUUAUUUUAAACAAAAUUCAAUCUUUGUUGCCGAUAUUGAAGCUGGUGAUAAAAUGUCAAUUGCUCACGAUGAAGAUGGAAAUGUCUACCAAAUGGGUAUUGGUUCAAAUCAUACCAAAGGUUAUCCAAUCAUUUCUAAAUUUUCUUCAGACAUUUUUACUGCUGGUACUGACAAAAACAAACCACGUAUUGAUUCAAUCAAGGCUGGUAGUUCACAUGUUGCCAUUCUUUUGGAUAAUCAACAACUUUAUUCAUGGGGUGCUGGUUUCCUUGGUCAAGUAGGUGAUCGUAAUACUUUUUAUCCAACACCAAUCAAAUCUGAAAACACCAAUGAGAUUUAUAAUUCAAUUUCAACCGGUCCUUAUUCAACUUUAUCUUAUAAUGAUAAUGAAUUAAAAAAAAUUCAACAAGAAGAAAAAUUAAUUGAAUCAUCAUCAUCAUCAUCAUCUAAUGAAAAAGUAUCAAAAGAGGAAAUGGAAAAGUUUUUCGAAUCAUUGAAACAACCAGACUCGAACAAGGUGUUGAUUGAAUUGUUUACCGACAAUAGAAAGUCAAGCAACAUGAUGGAUAUUCUUUCCAACAAGGUUGAGACUCUUUCUGUUACAUCAUCAAAACUCUCUGACGAGGAAUCUUCUUCCAAUAUCACUACUAGAAAGCUUUAUGUUGAUGCCAAGAUUCUACCAGAAGACGCUCAAAAACUCAUUUCCACCAGUGGACCAGCAGCAGCAGUUUUAAGAAUCUAUGGUUACGAUUACCAAGCUCUUCAAACUGUCAUUUAUUUCUUGUACAAGGGUACAGUUGCAGUUGAAGGUGAUAUUGUUAUUGAAACAAUUGCCCUUGCCACUCUUCUUGGUGCCACUCAUUUGUACUAUAAAUUGUCUGGAAUGGUGAAUCAAAUGAUGAAUGCUGAAUUGGCCGUCUCUAUUCACAAGGCUUAUCUCUCAAAUCCAGCAACCAAACAAUUGGUGCCUCCAAAUAUUCGUUGUGCCGUUGCCAACUUUAUGAAACAUCAUAAAUCUAGAUGUUCAAAGUAUCUUUAA
Molecule: messenger RNA, 3087 nt
Organism: Cavenderia fasciculata
Lineage: Eukaryota; Evosea; Eumycetozoa; Acytosteliales; Cavenderiaceae
Exons: 4
Coding region: 1-3087 (1028 amino acids)
Molecular function (GO): protein binding
Source: RefSeq, a predicted model, not a curated record